UUAAUUCGAGCGUUUCGAGCUGUGUUUCAUCUGUGUUUUAACAAAAUAACCAUGGCAUUACCAUCAGCGUUGAAAACCUUGUUUAAGUAUAUAGAUGAACAUAAACAAGAAUAUAUAGAUACUUUGAAAGAGGCAGUAGCUAUUAAGUCUGUGUCAGCAUGGCCAGAUCACAGAGGCGAAAUAAUUAAAAUGAUGAAGUGGGCAGAAGUGAAGCUGAAGAAUCUUGGAGCAACUACGGAAUUGGCUGAUGUAGGGAAACAGACUCUCCCUGAUGGCAGUGAAAUUCCACUCCCUCAUGUGUUACUUGGAACUCUUGGUUCAGACCCAAAGAAGAAAACUGUGGUUUUAUAUGGACAUUUGGAUGUACAGCCUGCGCUGACAAAGGAUGGAUGGGAUACUGAUCCUUUCAUCCUUACCGAAAAAGAUGGAAAACUCUUCGGUCGAGGCAGUACCGACGACAAAGGGCCAGUUCUUUGUUGGAUACAUGCAUUGCAAGCUUACAAAGCAACUGGGGUUGAUAUUCCUGUUAAUAUCAAGUUUGUCUUCGAAGGUAUGGAAGAAAGUGGCAGUGAAGGUUUGGAUGAACUUCUUUGGGCAAGGAAAGACAGCUUUCUAAAGAACGUAGAUUACGUCUGCAUAUCCGACAAUUAUUGGCUGGGGACUAAGAAACCAUGUGUCACUUAUGGCCUGCGAGGUAUCUGCUAUUUCCUGAUAGAAGUCAGUUGCGCUGCUAAAGACUUACACAGCGGUACCUUUGGUGGAUGCGUACAUGAAGCUAUGGCAGAUUUGAUUUACUUAAUGAACACCCUGGUCGAUGUUAACGGUCACAUUCUAAUAGACGGCAUUUACGAUAAAGUGGCAGAAAUAACAAAAGCCGAAUUAGCCAGUUAUAAGGAUAUUGAUUUUGAUGUAGAUGAAUUUAGGGAAACAGUUGGAACAUCAAAACUAGCGCAUAAGGAAGACAAAAUUAAGCUCUUAAUGCAUCGUUGGAGACAACCCAGUUUAUCUAUUCAUGGGAUAGAGGGUGCUUUCAGUGAGCCAGGAGCGAAAACAGUAAUUCCAAGUAAAGUUAUUGGCAAAUUUUCGACUAGAAUAGUGCCUCACAUGACUCCGGACGAGACAACUGAGAAGGUGAUCGCGUAUAUAAAUAAGAAAUGGCAGGAGAGAGGUAGCCCGAAUGUCAUGAACGUGAGCAUGUUUCACGGUGGCAAGCCAUGGUCCGAGAAUCCUGAUCAUCCGAAUUACGUAGCUGGUCGGAAAGCGACUCAACACGUUUACAAUGUAGAACCCGAUCUCUCUCGCGAAGGUGGCUCGAUACCAGUUACCCUGACCUUCCAGGAAGUUACUGGUAAAAAUGUGUUACUCUUACCAGUCGGUCAGGGUGACGAUGGUGCGCAUUCUCAAAAUGAAAAGUUAAAUGUUCAUAAUUACAUCCAAGGGACGAAACUACUUGGAGCUUAUUUAUACGAAGUAGCUCACGUGUAAUUGCUGUUACUUCUCGCUUAUCUGGGACUUAAGGUGCUUGGUAUUUCCUUACAUUAUUAAUAUAAAGCGAGAUGUGAUUUCAAUUAAUUAUAAGAUUACAAAACACUGCAUUUCUUGUA
Wasmannia auropunctata (little fire ant) is the source of this 1604-nucleotide messenger RNA. RefSeq names its product cytosolic non-specific dipeptidase (gene Cndp2). NCBI's taxonomy places the organism in Eukaryota, Metazoa, Arthropoda, Insecta, Hymenoptera, Formicidae. The transcript is spliced from 5 exons. Gene Ontology annotation, molecular function: metallodipeptidase activity. Gene Ontology annotation, biological process: proteolysis. The coding region runs from base 52 to 1485 and encodes 477 amino acids. The record is from RefSeq and is a predicted model, not a curated record.